GCAGACGACCAAUAAAAAUCAAGAUGGCCGACGCAACAGGUGAUUCUACGGAUCUCACAGAUAAGUUUUGGGGAAAGAAAUGCUUAGUACUCAUCACAGGAGGAAGCAGGGGAAUAGGAAGGGUGAUAGCAGUAGAGUUCGCCAAAAGGUUGGCUAAAGAUUCGGUUGUAGUUAUAACGGGUCGCAAUGUUACGGGUUUGCAAGACACGCAACGAAUGAUAGAGUCCGGCGCCGAACACGUCAAGGUCUUGACGGUAACAUGUGACCACUUAACCGCUACCUAUGAAGAUUACGUGGGCCUCAUCUCCAGGACAUCUAAGAAUGUUGAACAGCCCGAGAAAGCAAUAUUAGUCCAUAAUGCUGCCACUAUAGGUGACGUCUCGAAAUACGCCGCCUCAUACAACGACCCAAACAUGAUCGACGACUACAUGCACCUAAACUUAACUUCAGUCAUGUUACUCACAUCGGCGUUUCUGAAGCAUUAUCCCCAAAACUCCGGGACGGCCAGGGCGAUAAUAAACAUUACAUCACUGGCUGGAAGAAAGCCGUUUCCAGGCCUAGGACUGUACAGCUGCGGCAAAGCUGCACGAGAGAUGUAUCUGAACGUGUUGGCCGUUGAAAAUCCGACAGUAAAAGUCCUGCACUACUCCCCCGGGCCAGUAAAGACAGACAUGCAGGACGAGAUGCAAAAUGCUAUCCCAGAAUUACGUUCCGUGUCGAAAGGGUUCCGUCAGAGUGCGCUGGCUCCUGAAACCACUGUGGAGAGACUCGUCAAUAUCCUUGACAGAGGCGGCUUCGAUUCUGGGGCUUGUAUCGAUUUCUUUGACCGUGCGUAAUGUAACAGUAUCCAGCGGUCCACAUUAACUGCCACUAAGCACUUGUUAUGCCUCAACAAUGUAUGUAGUAGAUCAAUAAACAUUGUAACUGCAUUGAAAUACUGCUCUGCGGCAAAAUUUAAAAAUUCAGAUAAUUCAGAGGCAAUGCACAAACCGAGGGGUAUUUCGAUGACAACGGCAAUAGAAUUCACUAAGAACACCUGGCUGGGAUAUGGUUUCAAGUCGCAAGUUUGCAAGAUAUUCGCUUUUUUAACCUCUGAGCAUACAAAUAAAUUCCAGAAUAUUGCCACCAUA
Molecule: messenger RNA, 1130 nt
Organism: Ornithodoros turicata
Lineage: Eukaryota; Metazoa; Arthropoda; Arachnida; Ixodida; Argasidae
Product: sepiapterin reductase-like
Exons: 3
Coding region: 24-836 (270 amino acids)
Biological process (GO): tetrahydrobiopterin biosynthetic process
Molecular function (GO): sepiapterin reductase (NADP+) activity
Source: RefSeq, a predicted model, not a curated record